Nerophis ophidion (straightnose pipefish) is the source of this 1766-nucleotide messenger RNA. Its product is annotated as gastrula zinc finger protein xFG20-1-like. Gene Ontology annotation, molecular function: RNA polymerase II cis-regulatory region sequence-specific DNA binding; DNA-binding transcription factor activity, RNA polymerase II-specific. The coding region runs from base 100 to 1365 and encodes 421 amino acids. The transcript has 3 exons. The record is from RefSeq and is a predicted model, not a curated record. Gene Ontology annotation, biological process: regulation of transcription by RNA polymerase II. NCBI's taxonomy places the organism in Eukaryota, Metazoa, Chordata, Actinopteri, Syngnathiformes, Syngnathidae.
AGUUAGCAAGGCUACCCGGACAGACGUCAGACGGGAGACGAGCGGGACAACGACGACGAUCGAGUGCAAAUUGACUUAAAAAACAACAAAACAUUGAAGAUGUUGAAAGAGUUGGUGAAAGAGCGACUGAUGGCGGCGGCUGAUGAAAUAUUCGCGCUGUUUGAAGCAACGAUAGCCUCGUACGAGAAGGAACUUUCCAGAACAAGACAGAAGGCGCGACAUCUCCAAAGUAUUGAAGGCGCUCCCUGUGCGUACGCGUGGACGAGACAAGAUGUCCACCAGCUAUCUGGUGCUCAAGAAAGACGUCCCUCUUUGUCCCCCUUGAAGCCGGAGGAUCCACAGCCCCCCCACAUUAAAGAGGAGGAGGAGGAGGAGGAAGAUUGGAUCAAUCAAGAGGAAGAUUACAUUCCAGGGCCGAAGGAAGCUGACCUCACCAAGAUGCCACCGACUGGUGUCCCUGUGAAGAAUGAUGAAGACAUAACAACCGAGUCUUCCCACCUUCAUCGCAGUCCAAGUGAGGAGAACGGAGGGGUGGAGCCUUCAAGCAGCAGCUCAACACAACACUUGACAGCAGAGGCUGAGGAAGACCACUUUGGAGCUCCACUAUCAGACAAUGAGGACAUGUCACAAUCUAUGGAGUGUAAGGACUGGAACGACAUCAAAGAUACUUUGAGCAGCGAUACAGAUUGUGAAGGCGAUAUGACGACUCAAACUAACAAACGCUGUAAAAAAGAGGUGACUGGUGAAAAAUCGUUCACGUGCUCAGAUUGCGCUAAAGUAUUUUCUCGCCUGAGUGUUUUUCUUCAACACAUGAGAACACACACAGGAGAAAAACCCUUUCUUUGUUCAAUAUGCGGCGAAAGAUUUGCUCUUAUGUGGAAUAUGAAGGCGCACAUGAGAAUACACAAAAGGGAAAAACCCUUUAAAUGCUCAGUUUGUGGCCAAACAUUCUCUAUUAAGGCAAACAUGGUAUCCCAUAUGAGAACGCACACGGGAGAAAAACCCUUUGUGUGCUUAGUUUGUGUUAAAACGUUUGCUCAUAAGGCAAAUUUGGUCUCGCACAUGCGAACGCACACCGGAGAAAAACCCUUCAUGUGCUCAUUUUGUGCCAAAACGUUCUCCCAUAAGGCGAAUAUGGUUACACACAUGAGAACUCACACCGGAGAAAAGCCCUACAAAUGCUCAGUUUGUAGCGACUCAUUUGCUCAAGGGUCCGCUUUAAACAGACACUUGAGAAUACACACGGGAGAAAAACCCUUCCAGUGCUCGGUUUGUGUGAAAACAUUCUCUAGUAAGACAAAUAUGCUAACACACAUGAAAACACACGCCAGCGAAAUGAUGCAUCUGCUCAACGGUCCACUUUAAACGGUGGAAAACCAUUUAAAUGCUCACUUUGUCGUGGUGUAUUUGCUUGCAAGUCCAUCUCACGUUAGAAAGUCAGUGUUGUGAUGACUUCAAAGCUGAGCUACUGAAGAGUGUCAAGAUCUGAUUUUAAUCUCCAAUGUAUCUUUUAUUUUGAUAGUUUUUUGGACCCAACGGUAUUAAAGAUGACCUCACCUUAAUAAUGGAGGACACGGUCACAAAUGAUAAAGCAGUCUGAGGUUUUACAUUAGUCUCCUUUCGACAACAUUCAUUAUUGCUGACGUUUGAAACACACAUAAGAGAUACGUACAUUUACAAUCAGAAACACUCAUUUUAAUAUGUGUACACUGCAAAAAUGUAACUUUGUAAACUUUUUUUGUGUGCAAGUCAAGUUUGUCUAUUUU